Capronia epimyces CBS 606.96 is the source of this 249-nucleotide messenger RNA. RefSeq lists its product as uncharacterized. The annotation marks the transcript as partial. Lineage: Eukaryota; Fungi; Ascomycota; Eurotiomycetes; Chaetothyriales; Herpotrichiellaceae. The record is from RefSeq and is a predicted model, not a curated record. The transcript has 2 exons.
CAGGUGAUAGCCGCGACUGCAGAGAUCAUCAAAGCUGUCGAGUUGACGGAGCCGGACGUCCUCGCCUACUAUGCAUUCCGAACCCAGACUGAGAUUGUCUUUGUGGAGACAUAUAAAACUCCUGCUGCAAACGACGCACAUGUGAAGACUGAUCAUUUCCAAUCGUUCUCCGCGAAGGUUGGUCCUCUGUUGGAAAAGCCACUGGAGCUCAAACUGGGUACAUUCCUCUCUGGAUUCGAGCAGCGAGCG